This is a messenger RNA of Musa acuminata AAA Group (dessert banana), 1028 nucleotides long. RefSeq names its product transcription factor bHLH162-like. Gene Ontology annotation, molecular function: protein dimerization activity; DNA-binding transcription factor activity, RNA polymerase II-specific; RNA polymerase II transcription regulatory region sequence-specific DNA binding. The transcript has 3 exons. Gene Ontology annotation, biological process: regulation of transcription by RNA polymerase II. Gene Ontology annotation, cellular component: RNA polymerase II transcription regulator complex. NCBI's taxonomy places the organism in Eukaryota, Viridiplantae, Streptophyta, Magnoliopsida, Zingiberales, Musaceae. The record is from RefSeq and is a predicted model, not a curated record. The coding region runs from base 253 to 777 and encodes 174 amino acids.
GCCAGCAGACCACAGAUUUCAUUCCUCCUCCUCCUCCUCCUCCUCCUUUACUGGCAAAGAGCUGUUGGUUGGGCCCACGCGAAACACGACUCCUCCGCCCACUAUAUAUUCACCAGGCGCUAUGAAUCAUCAUCAUCAGGCCAACGGAGGUUAAGACCUUCAUUUGGCUGCUGCUGUCGGUGUUGGCUGGUGGCAGACAAGGUGCGUGCAGAGAGUUGCAGAGAUAAUUAAUUGCCAACAGGAAGAGAGACCAUGAGGAACUGUCACCGUGGUCGAGCAGAUCUUAAGGUGGAGAGGAAGAUGGCGGAAAAAUAUAGGAGACUGCACAUGAAGACCCUGUACUUGAAGCUUUCCUCCAUCAUUCCCGCGGAACACAGAACCACGGCAAAGGAUGCAAUGACAAAGCAAGACAACUUGGAUCAAGCCACAUCUUACAUCAAAUAUCUUCGUGCAAGGAUCGAAAAGUUGAAGCAGAGAAGGCUCGUGCAGACCAGCGCGGUCAGAAAUGAGAUGGGAACGGGCUAUCUAUUGCCAAUCAUUGAAGUAAAAUACCAGGAUCUGAACCUGGAGAUACUUCUGAUAAGUGGUGUGAACAAGAGCUUCAUGUUCCAUGAGGUGAUCAAUGUUCUCGAGGAAGAAGGUGCCGAAGUCAUCCAUGCUAGCUUCUCAGUCGUCGGUGACAAGAUCUACCACACAAUACAUUCGCAGGCUGUCAGCACCAGAAUUGGCUUGGAGGCUUCGAGGGUAUCUGAGAGACUGAAGGAGCUGGUUAAGUAAUCAUCUAGGAGACAUGGUUUUCCAGAUUCCUGAGGACAUAUGGACGUGUACCAUGCACUUUUUUUAAGACUGCUAUUGAUAUGGAUCGGUUUCGUCGGAGGAGGAAGAAGAAGAUGAUCCCACCACCACGAACAGACGUACUGCUUUCCUCUUUCCUUUUUUUGAGUUGAGAUUGAUGCUUGGAGCUUGCACGAUUGUUGUACCCUCUGUAGUCUGCAGACUAUUGACUAAUGGAAGCUUCUCUUGUUUCA